This is a messenger RNA of Macrobrachium nipponense, 2019 nucleotides long. Its product is annotated as arylsulfatase B-like. The record is from RefSeq and is a predicted model, not a curated record. Lineage: Eukaryota; Metazoa; Arthropoda; Malacostraca; Decapoda; Palaemonidae.
CAUCCUAUCGCCGGCCGGCGAGACACUGGCUGACAGUUGGUGUUCCUAUGGACCACACCGUAGGUCCACAUCAACCAAGAUGAUUUUUGUAAAAGUGUUAAUGGUCAUCUUCUCUAUACGUGGCGUCCAAUCUCUCCGAGACAAAGCAAAUAACAAGACAUCGAAGCCUCACAUCCUCCUUAUAGUAGCAGAUGACCUAGGCUGGAAUGACGUCUCUUGGCACAACAAUGACGUUCUCACUCCGAAUCUGAAGGAGCUGGCUAUUGGAGGAGUCAGGCUGAACAGAUCCUACGUCCUUCCUAUAUGCACUCCUACGAGGUCAGCGCUGCUUACCGGAAGAUAUCCUUUUACAAUAGGAAGACAGAAGAGUACCCUGAGGCCCGCGGAACCGACAGGCUUGACCCUCAACGCCACGCUACUCCCGCAGGCGCUGAAGGAUGCAGGUUACUCCACACACGCCGUUGGAAAGUGGCAUCUAGGUUACUGUUCCUGGGCGUAUACCCCAACGUUCAGGGGGUUUGAUACCUUCUACGGGUACUACAACGGCGCCGAGAACUAUUUGACUCACAUGAGGGGCAACUUGAAUGAUCCUCUAUUCCUCGGCGACUCUGAUGAGGAUCUCGUCUCCUUUUCUACUGACAAAAAUGCGCACCUCCAUGAAUAUCUGGACUUCAGAAACAACACAGAACCAGAUCCGAAUGAGGAUGGAACCUACUCAACUCACCUGUUCGCCUCCUACGUGGACCUCCUGGAAUCCAGAAAUCCAGCGGAUCCUAUGUUCCUGUACCUACCUUUCCAGAGCGUGCACGCCCCGCUAAUGGUGCCGGAGAAUUACACGAAACCAUACAAGCAUAUUCGCGACAAGGAUAGGCGAAUUUACCUCGGUAUGGUGACUGCACUAGACGAAGCUGUCGGCAGAAUUACCAACGCUCUCAAGAGAACUGGGCAUUACGAAAAUUCUGUCAUAGUUUUCACAACAGACAAUGGAGGGACGUGGCAACACGGAGGGAACAACUGGCCCCUCCGGGGCAUGAAGUCCUCAUUGUGGGAGGGAGGAACCAGAGGGGUGGCGUUUGUACACUCCCCUCUGUUGCCCAAUCCUGGAACUGUUUCUGACAAGUUAAUUCAUGCCACUGACUGGUUCGCAACUCUGGCUCGCUUGGGAGGGGCCAAGGCUCCAUCUGACACUGAUGGAUUUGACCAGUGGAACUCCAUCACCAGCAACGAACAUUCUCCUCGAGUGAGGAUGGUAUACAACAUAGAUAACACUGAAAAAAUCAGAGCUAGCGUCAGGAUUGGCAACUACAAACUGAUAGUCGGUAACGCAGGUAAAGACGACUGGCGCCCUCCACCUGAACUCAACGAAUAUGUUAGUCCCAGGAAACUGCCUCUUCUUGAAGUCCCUCCACCAAAGGGACUCAUGGAAUUCUCUGAAAAGAACAAACGGAAGAGGGAUUUCUUCAGUUCAGCUGACGGCAAGAAGCAGCACAAGUUGAAAAAGUUUAGGAAUAAAUAUCGAGUGAAGAAUCAACUUCACUCCACGGUCAAGGGCUCCUUUGAGGAAAUCGUCCAUAACGAAGUCAUGACAUCCAGCAAAGUCUCCUUGAGGCCGAGGCACUUCAACGACGUUAGAGAGGACCAAGACCUCUCGGGAGGGGAGAACAUUGCCACGUGGGGGAGAAUGCUCCUGAACGAGCACUUCGGCAGGAGUGGUUGGCUAGACGAGUGGCCCCAGGCUUCAGAAAUCCUCAGAAACGAGACGGAGAUAAGACUCUACGAUGUUUUAAAUGACCCUGAGGAAAGAAACGACCUAGCAACGAAGAAGACUCAUAAAGUGAAGACGCUACUGGAAUUCGUACUGGAAGAGCUUGCAAAUCGCUACGUUCCAGCAGAUAUUAAGCCUUUCGAUCCAGAGGCGAAUCCCGAGCGCUGGAAUAAUGUCUUUAGCCCCGGAUGGUGUAAAACGUAAUAGUCUUUCCAGGAUGUUGAAAAAAUCCUUCAACUUUCUUAGACGAUGAG